AUCCCAUUUUUGUGGUGAUCGUAUGAGGGACACCUCAAUGUGGGUAGCAUAAGUGUAACAUAAAUGAAGUUAUGCUCUUGAGAGGAGUGACGUCAUUUCUUGUUUUUUUAUUCCUUCUCUAAGUCGAGACUUUCUCACUUUUUCCUUAUAAAAUAAAAGUAGAAUUGCCUUUUAUUUCUACCCUAUCGUUUUCUCACAUCAUUUCAUCAUGGAGGAUAUUUUUCAUUGGUGCAGAGAAGGAAAUUCCAUUCAGGUGCGUCUCUGGCUGGACGACACUGAGCAUGAUAUGAAUCAAGGGGACGAUCAUGGUUUUAGUCCACUCCAUUGGUGUGCCAAAGAGGGACAUGCGAAGCUCGUUGAGAUGCUCCUUCAGCGUGGGGCACGGGUUAAUGCAACAAAUAUGGGUGAUGAUAUCCCCCUACAUCUGGCUGCAGCACACGGGCAUCUGGAUAUUGUAAUGAUGCUCCUUCGUCACAAAUCCGAUGUGAAUGCCACAAAUGAGCAUGGAAACACCCCACUACACUAUGCUGCCUUCUGGGGCUAUGCUGCCAUUGCGGAGGAGCUCGUGAAUCACGGUGGAUUGGUGUCGUUGGCCAACAAAGACGGUGACACCCCACUUGAUAAGGCUAAGGCACAGCAUGCAAAGCGUCUGCACGAUUUGGCCGUCGAGAGUGGUCAGGAAUUGCGGAAGAUCAGCUUCAAAGAUCAAAGCUGGUUGGGGCUGAAGACAAGAUCACGCGAUGCCACUCUGUCGCGAUACAAAGGGAUUAAUAUUCGUGAUUUGGAAUUGCACACGAAGCUCGCAAUCCCAGCUUCUGGGGAAACAUGGCGUGGACGUUGGCAGAAGAAUGAUAUUGUGGCCAAGAUACUCAACAUCCGCGAGUGCAAUGCACGAACAUCGCGGGAUUUCAAUGAAGAAUUCCCCAAAUUGAGGAUUUUCUCACAUCCAAACAUCCUCCCUGUUAUUGGGGCAUGCAAUUCACCGCCAAAUUUGAUUGUCAUUAGUCAGUACAUGCCUCGAGGAUCACUGUAUGAUCUCCUUCAUGGAGCUGUGGGUGUUGUCGUCGAUACAGCUCAAGCUGUUCGAUUUGCCCUUGACAUUGCACGUGGAAUGGCGUACCUUCACUCCUUGGAACGCAUCAUCCCGGAAUAUCAUCUCAACAGCUAUCACGUGAUGAUCGACGAGGAUCUCACGGCACGCAUAAACAUGGGAGAUGCAAAAUUCUCCUUCCAGGAACGUGGACGUCUCUACAAGCCAGCCUGGAUGUCCCCAGAGGCAUUGCAGAAGAAACGAUCAGAUCGCAAUUGGGAAGCAUGCGAUAUGUGGAGUUUUGCUAUUUGCGUGUGGGAGCUGGCAACACGUGAAAUUCCCUUUGCUGACCUCUCACCCAUGGAGUGUGGCAUGCGGAUUGCCACGGAAGGAUUACGCGUACAAAUACCCCCAGGUACUUCACCCUAUUUGGCCAAACUCAUUCGCAUCUGUAUGAAUGAGGAUCCCGGUAAGAGGCCUAAAUUCGACAUGGUCGUCCCAAUUCUCGAUAAAAUGAAGCGCUAAGUCACACAUUGAGAGUCUCCCGAAUUUUACAAAAAAAAAACUUAUUAUUAUAUCCUGUUCGAAAGACUAACUUCCCACGCGGGUGCCCCGAUUAUUUUUUUUGUAAUUCUCAAUGUUCUCUAAAACGUGAUAAUUCAUCAAAGUGUCUUCUAUAUAAUAUAUAUUUUUUUAACUAAUUAAUUCCCCAUUCUUCAUUAACUCGAAUUCUUAAUAAAACAAAGUGUUCUUAAAAUGCAAGGUGUAAAUUAAAGAACUGUGUGACUUGGCCUUAAUUCUCUUAAACUUGAGGAGUAUUUUUACGUUUCAUUUUACUGCUCCGGAAGAAAUCGUGGAUCAAUUAUCAGAUUAUAAAGCGUAAAAAAUCUAUUAUAGUUUUUCUACGUGAAGUGUAAUAAAUUCCUAGUGUUGUCGAGAAAUAAUUUACCCGGCUGGACCAUAUGUUUGUGCCAUAUUUUAUUGCUUAUUCGCACAAAUUUUUAAUCAAAGAAGACAAAUUUCAAUCAAAAUGAUUUUGAGAACACUGAAUUUACUGAAUAACACAUUCAGCAAUUUUAUUUAAUUGAUUAUGUGUGUAGAAAAAUAGCAUAAAAAUUAUUUUUACAUAAAUUAAACAGAUUCGUUUAAAGACGGAGUUUUAAAAGUUUUUUAAUCUUAAUUUGGCUUUUUAUUCUAUAAAAAUACAUUUGACGUAGUUUGAUGUAGAAAUUGAGUCAGUUGCUAAAAAUUACUGAAUCGUGCCAGCCGGGUCAUUUUAUAAAAAUUUGAAAUAAGUAAUUAAUGACAGCAUAAUGUGUCCAGGGACCUUAUAUAUAUUAAAAAAAAUCUUUAAUCGUUGACAUUAUUCUUUAAAAAUAAAUAAUAAUUAUAAAACUUAAUUAAUUAAUUAAUUAAAUCGUGUAAGAUUUAAAUUUUUAACGUUUGUGCCUUCAAUUAACAAUUUCUCAUACUUUUAAAAUCCCCGAAGAAUAUAAGAAGCAAAUAUUAAGCAAAAAACGCACAAAACUAAAGCCAUGCAUGGACAAGACUUAAAAAAAGAUGAGUUAAAUAGAAAAAAAAAUAUAAAUAUUUUGAGAAGCGUCAAUCAAUUGGAUGGAAUUUUAAUAAGCGCACUUGGAAAUAUCACUGCGUUGUAUUUUAUUUUAUUCUUUCUUCUUGCACGACAAGCAAAAAAAAAAGAAUUAAGAGAGACACACAUAAAAAAAAAGAAUAAGAAUCCAACACUUCCCUAGAAAAUCAUCUUGUCCACAAUUUCUUCCGUACACAGUUAAGUGAGAGUUUUCUUCAUGUAUUGAUGAACGUAGUGUUUACAGAGAAUCAAAAUAAUAAUAUUGUUUUAAUAAAAAGAAAAUGAAAAGAAAAAAAUCAUUAACAGAAA
Messenger RNA from Lutzomyia longipalpis, 2930 nucleotides. It is a transcript of the gene Ilk, whose product is annotated as integrin-linked protein kinase. The transcript is spliced from 4 exons. The record is from RefSeq and is a predicted model, not a curated record. NCBI's taxonomy places the organism in Eukaryota, Metazoa, Arthropoda, Insecta, Diptera, Psychodidae. Gene Ontology annotation, cellular component: stress fiber; focal adhesion. Gene Ontology annotation, molecular function: protein binding; protein kinase activity; ATP binding. Gene Ontology annotation, biological process: integrin-mediated signaling pathway; substrate adhesion-dependent cell spreading; cell-matrix adhesion. Bases 209 to 1555 code for a protein of 448 amino acids.